AGUGACGAUCAUAUUCAGGUCACUCCCUUGGUGUGGUAAUCCACCUCCCCCUAAGAAAUUAGGGUAAAAACUUGUCCCCACGACCAAAUCCGUCCACAAAAAAGAAAUUUGUCCGGGGGUGGGAAGAAUGAGUAGCAGCAGGAGCACCAACAGCUACUUCCUUACACUUGAUUUCUUAAUCGCAAAAGUCUAACUUUAAAAUUGGUCAGAACUAUCAAAAUUGCGAAAUUGUGGGGAUAAUUUUUGUAUCUUAAUGAACAGUGGGUACAGCUCUUUAAAAUGAUACUAAUUUCAACUUUAUAAUAGCAGUUUAAAAUUUUUUAUUUCUAUUUAUUCGUAGAGUUAAAUGAACAUAUGUACACGUUAAUAAUUCAGUCCUAAAGGGGGGCAAAAGCUGAAGGGACACGGCAUUAUGACGGGAAAAUGUGUCAACAGCGAUAUUGAGAAGGAUAAGAGAACAUGCGAAAUAAGUGGAUGGUGCCCCGUCGCACGGAGCACUCGACCGUUAUUAAAUUCUGGAAAAGCGCUCUUGUCGGAUGCACAUAUCCUCACAGUUUUCUUAAAAUCUACCGCCGAAAUAGCUGCAUUGGAUGUCUCGUUGAAUAAUAUCAAACAAGUUCAAAAUAUGAAGAAUGGACCAAAUUUUGAAACUUGUAUUUUUAAUCAAACCUCAGAAACUGACCGACACUGUCCAAGAUUUCGGCUUCACGACAUUGUAAAAUAUGCAACCCAAGACGGAAGUGACCGCUUUGACUUUAACGAAGUAGCCCUAUCGGGUGGUGUAUUUAUGCUGAAGGUGGAAUACGACUGUGACCUGGAUAUCAUUCCGCUCGAAAAUUGUCUCCCUUCGUAUAGCUUUAAGCGAGUCGACGUUCCCCACUUUGAAGGAGAUAGCAUUAAACAAGCCUCGCAGGGUUACUCAUCCGUCAGCUACUCUGCGUAUAAUAAAAGAACUGUAGUUCUGUAUGACGGGAUCAGAAUCGUAGUGCAUGUUGAGGGACAGGUGAGAAAGAUUACAUUCGACGCCGUGUACGACGAGCUGGCACUGUUCUUCAGCUGGUGUUCCACUGUGUUUGGUAUUAUGGGAUUUUUCGUCGGUUGCUUACUACUUCCUUACCUCAAACGAGAUAUCGCCACCACGUCCAAUUGCAAGGGCUGGUUCUGCACAAAUUUUACUUGUGAACGGUUUGAAUGCUGUCCAAAUCCAAACGUUGGAUCAAAAAAUUCUCCUGGACAUCAACUUACCGUUUGGAAUGAGGGGCGGGAAUAUGAUUUGGUCAACAAAAAAACAAAUACAUUGUAGCUCAUUACUUCUAUUCAAGCAGAAGAUCAUCUAUUUACAAUUAUUGAAUCAAACGAA
Folsomia candida is the source of this 1360-nucleotide messenger RNA. RefSeq names its product P2X purinoceptor 2. NCBI's taxonomy places the organism in Eukaryota, Metazoa, Arthropoda, Collembola, Entomobryomorpha, Isotomidae. The record is from RefSeq and is a predicted model, not a curated record. Gene Ontology annotation, cellular component: nuclear inner membrane. The coding region runs from base 413 to 1303 and encodes 296 amino acids. Gene Ontology annotation, molecular function: extracellularly ATP-gated monoatomic cation channel activity. The transcript is spliced from 4 exons.